Molecule: messenger RNA, 1455 nt
Organism: Misgurnus anguillicaudatus (oriental weatherfish)
Lineage: Eukaryota; Metazoa; Chordata; Actinopteri; Cypriniformes; Cobitidae
Gene: acyp1
Product: acylphosphatase 1, erythrocyte (common) type
Molecular function (GO): acylphosphatase activity
Source: RefSeq, a predicted model, not a curated record
GGUUGAAUGACGCACUGUGAUGAUGACAGCGGCCGCUGCGCGUGUAUGUGGAAAACAUUUAACAGUGUGCUCGUUUAAAUCUUCACAUUUGAACUUUACCAAAAAGCAGAUCAGUUUUGUUCGGUCGCCAAAUUGCAGUGAGAGAAGAGCACAGCGACAGUGAUCAUGUCCAGUGAAGAGCUGCUGUCUGUGGAUUAUGAGGUGUAUGGGAGAGUUCAGGGUGUGUUCUUCAGAAAAUACACACAGUCAGAGGGCAAGAAGCUGGGUCUGGUUGGCUGGGUCCAGAACACUGAUGCUGGGACAGUUCAAGGGCAGCUGCAGGGUCCGGCCUCUAAAGUUGAACAGAUGAAGCACUGGCUCCAAACCACCGGCAGCCCUAAGUCUAGAAUCGCCAAAACUGAGUUCAAGAAUGAGCACACAGUGGACAAACUGGAUUUUAAGGAUUUCAGAGUUACACGUUGAUGUAUUAGUAUUUAUGUAUGUAGAUAUGUAGGUUAUUUAUUUUAGCAUUUAAAAAUUGUGUUUAAAACAUGUGGCCAUUGUCUGCUACUGAUAAAAUAUAUAGAAAGGCAAAACUGAUACAACUCCACUCCAGCACAGACAUUUAUUCUUCAUUUUUAUUGCAUUGAAAUCUCAUUUCUGAGAUGGACAUAGAAGCUAAUAUAAUAGACACUGUUUUGGCAGAUAUGUAAUGUGUCUAUAGUCUUCUCAUUCAGUUGUUAAAUUAAAUUGUGUUUAUUAAAUUGGUUAUUUCAUGAUGGCAAUUAACUGAUUUAAAAACUGCAAUAAAAGAUGUAAUGUGGUUUACAAAGCCAUGUGUAACAACAAUACUCUCCUCUUUGGUGUAUCAUUGAAGUACCAAAUAGCAAGCUGUCAUUUACAGAAAUAAAAACAGAAUGUAAACAGAAAAUAAGUAAAAAAAAAAAAGGUGUCCCUCAAGGUUCAGUUCUGGGACCGUUACUCUUCAUAGGCUACAUUAUGCCUAUCGGACAAAUCAUUCACCUUCGCGGUUUUCAGUACCACUGCUAUGCUGAUGAUAUUCAGAUCUAUACUGCUUGCCAACCAGACUCUAUUAAAGGCAGGGUAUCUGAUUUAGAAAAACGCUAACCUGAGCCUACUAGCACUGAAAUUACAAUCCCACCCUCCAUAUCGCCAUCCAAAACCACACCUCCUCUAAGUCUAAACUGAAAACUUGUCUGUUUAAUCAGUACUACUGUUCAUAAUGUACUCUAAGUUUGGUCUUAAUUCAUCUGCUUUCUGUAUGUAUAUAAAUAUUGAACUCUUGCGAUAUGCAACUGCAGUCGCAUAUAUCUUAGACUAUGAUGAAAGUGUCUACUGCAUGCCCAUUUCUGUGUUCUCUUUAUUUGUAAUUGUUUUAUCUAUUAUAACUGUCUUUGUAAAUCGUCCUAAAGCAUGGGCAAUGCACUAUAGAAAUUAAACACAUUAUUAUUAUUA